AUGGAGUCAACUGCUUUGAAUGGGAGAAUGGCCCAAUGGCAGAUCUUACUGUCUGAAUUUGAUAUUGUUUAUGUGAGCCAGAAGGCUGUGAAAGGGAGUGCAAUUGCUGACUUUCUAGCUAGUAGAGCUCUGGAGGACUACGAGCCGUUGAGUUUUGAUUUUCCAAAUGAAGACCUGAUAUGUAUAGCGGCUAUUGAGGAAAAUCCCCAAGAAGGUCACGGUUGGAGGUUAAACUUUGAUGGAGCCUCGAAUGCUGUGGGUAAUGGAAUUGGGGCAGUCCUAAUGUCCCCGAAUGGUGAUCAUUAUCCUUUUACUUGCAAAUUGGAUUUUGAUUGUACAAACAACAUGGCAGAAUACGAAGCGUGCAUCAUGGGUAUUCGUGCAGCUAUAGAGCGGAAAAUCAAAGUGCUAGAGGUCUAUGGAGAUUCAGCAUUGGUGAUAUAUCAGCUCAGGGGUGAAUGGGAAACGAGAGAUCCCAAAUUAAUCAGUUAUCGAAAGUUGGUCCUCGAAUUGAUUAAGGAGUUUGAGGACAUCACUUUUUUCUAUCUUCCACGAGAUGAGAACCAGAUGGCAGAUGCACUAGCUACUUUAGCCUCCAUGAUCAAGUUGAACAGACAUGAGGAUAUGAAGCCUAUCCAAAUGAGUACCUAUGAAGACACGGCUCAUUGUUACAAUAUUGAAUAA
Messenger RNA from Gossypium raimondii (Peruvian cotton), 684 nucleotides. RefSeq lists its product as uncharacterized. The record is from RefSeq and is a predicted model, not a curated record. The transcript has a single exon. NCBI's taxonomy places the organism in Eukaryota, Viridiplantae, Streptophyta, Magnoliopsida, Malvales, Malvaceae. Gene Ontology annotation, molecular function: nucleic acid binding; RNA-DNA hybrid ribonuclease activity. Bases 1 to 684 code for a protein of 227 amino acids.